Penaeus chinensis is the source of this 753-nucleotide messenger RNA. RefSeq lists its product as uncharacterized. The record is from RefSeq and is a predicted model, not a curated record. The transcript has 7 exons. NCBI's taxonomy places the organism in Eukaryota, Metazoa, Arthropoda, Malacostraca, Decapoda, Penaeidae. Bases 112 to 669 code for a protein of 185 amino acids.
AGGAGGCAGGGUUGGGGGAUCACUCGGACCUCCUCAGUCCUGCGCCGGAGAAGCGAGUGGAAGGACGGCCGAGUGAUUUCAACGAGCGGAUUUUCGAUAACAGGCAGCAGCAUGAGGGCGGUGGCGCUGGUGUGUGUGGCUGUGGUCGCGGGCGUGGCGGCGGGCAUGGUGGUGACGCCCUUCGUGCCGAGGGAGGACCAGGCGGUGAUGCUCGACUGCCCCGGCACAGGCAACCUCCUGUACUGGGUCCUGCACGGGAGGGGCAAGGCGUACGAGCCGCAGUCGCAGUCGGAGGAGUUCACGGUCUACAACAACGGAACCAUCUCCUUCAAGAGCGUGAAGGUGUACCACGCCGGGACGCACCUGUGUGUCCGCAGCGCUGACGGCGACGUGAUGGCGUACGCGGUGGACCUCGACGUGCGCCCCCACCCCCCGGCGGAUAUGUGGAACGAGGUCUACAAGUACAAGUUCGGCGCCGGCCUCGUCGCGGCCCUCGUCUGCGCCGCCAUCUUCGGCCUCUCGUGCCUCGUCUACAAGAAGCGCUGGAGGCCCGAGGAAACGCUCGACACAGCGCCCAUUGUGAGCCAGGGUUACGACAACCCGACCCUGGCGAAGGACGAGGAGAACGGCGAGAGCACUCACAUCGACUCUCCACCUCAAGCCUCGUAGAGUUAAGUCCUCGUGUUUGCAAUAUAUUGCAAAUGCAGUCUAGUGCACAAAGCAUGGUAUUACUCAUUUGUAGAUCUAUCUUUU